This is a messenger RNA of Penicillium canariense, 1443 nucleotides long. Its product is annotated as aldehyde dehydrogenase. The transcript has 4 exons. Lineage: Eukaryota; Fungi; Ascomycota; Eurotiomycetes; Eurotiales; Aspergillaceae. The record is from RefSeq and is a predicted model, not a curated record. The coding region runs from base 1 to 1443 and encodes 480 amino acids. Gene Ontology annotation, molecular function: succinate-semialdehyde dehydrogenase (NAD+) activity.
AUGGCAGAGCCCACCGUCACAGUCCCCUUCCUCAUCAACGGUAAAGAGGAGUACUCUUCGGCUACCUUCGACGUAAUCAGCCCCUAUACCAACGCGCCCUGCUGGGCCGCCGCUGCAGCCACCCCGCAUGAUGCCAUCCGCGCCGUCGAGGCCGCCGACGCCGCCUUCCCAGCCUGGUCGCAGACCAAACCCACCGUGAGACGGGACAUCCUGUUCAAGGCAGCCGACCUACUGGAGCAACGCCUCGAGCAGAACGCCGAGUAUAUGCGCACGGAGAUGGGCGCGGAUGAAGGCGCAUCUGCGGGGUUCGUGGUCCCGCUGGCGAUUCGCAUGCUGCGCGAGGUGGCCGGCCGGAUUACCUCCAUCUGCGGGAGUGUGCCGGUUGUCGAGGCAGAGGGGCAAAGUGCAAUUGUGUUUAAGGAGGCGAUGGGUGUGAUUUUGGGGAUUGUGCCGUGGAACGCUCCCUACGUCUUCGGCAUCCGCUCCGCUGCCUGCGCCCUGGCAGCGGGCAACACUACUGUCUUGAAAUCGUCCGAGCUCACGCCGCGCUGCUACUGGGCUAUUGGUCGCGCUUUCGAGGACGCCGGUUUGCCCGCAGGCUGUAUGAACGUCGUGCACUGCCGGCCGCAGGACGCACCCGAGGUCGUAAACGCGAUGAUCGAGCACCCCGCCGUGCGCAAGAUCAACUUCACCGGCAGCACGGCUGUGGGCCGCAAGAUUGCGCGCGCAUGCGGCCAGAAUCUGAAGCCUUGUCUGAUGGAGCUCGGCGGCAAGAACAGCUCUAUCGUAUGCGCGGAUGCAAACCUGGAGACUGCCGUGCAGGGUGUUUUGGCUGGUGCCUUUUUGAAUUCCGGCCAAAUCUGCAUGGCAACAGAUCGUAUCCUCGUCCACUCCUCCAUCGUACCCACCUUCACCGCCGCCCUUAAGACCGCCCUCGCCGCCGGCGCCUCCGCCUCCGCCCUGCCCCCUACCCUCGUCAACACCGCCUCGAAGACCCGCGUCGAGGCGCUCGUCUCUAGCGCGGUCGCCGCUGGCGCACACUUCAUCUCCGGCUCUGCGGACUCGCAACUCCCCGCGAACUCGGGCGUGCGCAUGGCGCCCGCCAUCUUGGGCGGCGUGAGAGAGGACAUGCCCGUCUGGCAAGAGGAGGCGUUUGCAUCCGUGGCGGCAUGCAUGGUCUUCGAGAGCGAGGACGAGGCGGUGCGGCUGGCAAAUAGCAGUGGGUAUGGGCUGUCGGCGAGUGUGUUUACGGAGGAUUUGCGGCGGGGGCUGGCGAUGGCGAAGCGGAUUCAGUCUGGCGCUGUUCAUAUUAACAGUAUGACUAUCCAUGAUGAGCCCGUGCUGCCGCAUGGUGGUGUGAAGAAUAGCGGCUGGGGCCGGUUCAAUGCGGAUGAGGGCCUAAAUGAAUUCCUGUCAACGAAGAGUGUAACUUGGAUGGAUUAG